CGUAUGUCUAUGACAAGUGACCGGUCCAAAGAUGGAGCUCCAAACUUCAGUGAAGAACCUGGACCGUCAGAGCUGACUGAAGUCCAGAAGAUGGAGGAUUGUGAUCUAAAGGUGGACAGAGCAGAACCUUCAGGAUCCAGCUGUCCAUCUAUGAGGAGUGACCGGUCCAGAAAAAAUCCUCCACACUUUAGUGCUGAACCUGGACCCUCAGAGCUGACUGAAGUCCAGAAGAUGGAGGAUUGUGAUCUAAAGGUGGACAGAGCAGAACCUUCAGGAUCCAGCUGUCCAUCUAUGAGGAGUGACUGGUCCAGAAAAAAUCCUCCACACUUUAGUGCUGAACCUGGACCCUCAGAGCUGACUGAAGUCCAGAAGAUGGAGGAUUGUGAUCUAAAGGUGGACAGAGCAGAACCUUCAGGAUCCAGCUGUCCAUCUAUGAGGAGUGACCGGUCCAGAAAAAAUCCUCCACACUUUAGUGCUGAACCUGGACCCUCAGAACAGAGGAAGAGGAGCAGCGUUGGUGUGGAGGAGCAGCCGUCCUGCUGUGCUUUGUGUCAGAAGGUCCUGAUGGACCCGGUCUCUACCAGCUGUGGACACUGGUUCUGCAGACAGUGCAUCACGUCAUACUGGGUGCAGUCUGCUACAUCAGGACCCUCCUCCUGCCCCCAGUGUGGGAAAAGUCCGAGAACAGGACCUGGACUGCUAGCAGCCAAUCAAAAAAGCUGUGCUCCAGAUGUUGGUCUGCAGGAGGUUCUAGAGGAACAUAAGAUCAGUCUGAGGAGGAGAUGUGAACGUGUGACUGAAGGAAGUGAUGAACCAGGAAGUAGAACCCUCCUCAACAGGAUCUACACUGAUCUCUACAUCACAGAGGGACAGAGUGAAGAGGUUAAUACCCAACAUGAGGUGAAGCAGCUGGAGAGAGCUUCCAGGAUCCAGAACCUCCAUGACUCUCCAAUCAGGUGCCACGACAUCUUUAAAGCAUUACCUGACCAACAUGGAGCCAUCAGAGUGGUUCUGACCAACGGCGUCGCUGGUGUUGGAAAAACCUUCUCAGUGCAGAAGUUCACUCUGGACUGGGCCGAGGGCUUGGAGAACCAAGAUGUCCGUGUGGUGGUUCUGCUGUCGUUCAGGGAGCUGAACCUGAUCAGAGGUGAGCAGCACAGUCUUCUCACGCUGCUCCAUGUUUUCCAUCCAACCCUCCAGAAGCUCCCAGCAGAGCAGCUGGCUCGCCACAAACUUCUCUUCAUCUUUGACGGCCUGGAUGAAAGCAGACUUUAUCUGGACUUCAACCACAGUUGGCUGGUUUCUAACGUCACACAGAAGUCAUCAGUCGACGUUCUGCUGACAAACCUCAUCAAGGGAAACCUGCUUCCCUCGGCUCUGGUCUGGAUCACCUCCAGACCUGCAGCGGCCAAUCAGAUCCCUCCUUCAUGUGUUGCCAGGGUAACAGAGGUACGAGGCUUCACCGACGCCCAGAAGGAGGAGUACUUCAGGAGGAGGUUCAGUGAUGAAGAGCUGUCCAGCAGAAUCAUCUCCCACAUCAAGACCUCCAGGAGCCUCCACAUCAUGUGUGGAAUCCCAGUCUUCUGCUGGAUCACUGCUACGGUUCUGGAGAACAUGUUGACCACAGAGCAGCGAGGAGAGCUGCCCAAGACCAUGACUGACAUGUACUCUCACUUCCUGCUGGUACAGACCAGGAGGAAGAAGAACAAGUUCCAUGAAGGACAUGGGAGGAGUCAGAGGAAGCUGACGAAAACUGACAGGGAAGUUCUCCUGAAGCUGGGGAGGCUGGCAUUAGAACAUCUGGAGAAAGGAAACAUCAUGUUCUACCAAGAAGACCUGCAGCAGUGUGGUCUGGAUGUCACAGAGGCCUCGGUGUACUCAGGAGUUUGUACAGAGAUCUUCAAGAGAGAGAGCGUGAUCUUUCAGAAAGCAGUCUACUGCUUUGUUCAUCUGAGCAUUCAGGAGUUUCUGGCUGCAGUCUACAUGUUCCACUGCUUCACCAGCAGGAACACAGAGGUAGUGAAGAACUUCCUGUGGAGAGAUGACUUCAGCAGGAACACAAAGGAGUACUUACUGCGGGGGCGAUACUAUUAUUAUCCUCUGUAUGACUUCCUGAAGAGAAUCAUGGAUAAAUCCCUCAGAAGUGAAAAUGGCCACCUGGACCUGUUUGUCCGCUUCCUUCAUGGCCUCUCUGUGGAGUCCAACCAGAGACUCUUAGGAGGCCUGCUGGGUCAGACAAAGAACAGUCCAGGAACCAUCAAGAGAGUCAUCAACAACCUGAAGGACAUGAACAUGGAUUAUAUCUCACCUGACAGAAGCAUCAACAUCUUCCACUGUCUGAUGGAGAUGAAGGACCUCUCAGUUUAUCGGGAGAUCCAACAGUUCCUGAAAUCAGAGAACAGAUCAGAGGAGCUCUCUUUGUUCCAGUGCUCAGCUCUGGCCUACAUGCUGCAGAUGUCAGAGGAGGUUCUGGAUGAGUUGGACCUGGGGAAGUACAACACAUCAGAGAGAGGACGACGGAGACUGAUUCCAGCUGUGAGGAACUGCAGAAAGGCUCGACUAGUGGGCUGUAGUCUCUCAGAGACUGAAUGUGAGGUUGUGGCCUCAGCUCUGAAGUCCAACCCCUCCCUGACUGACCUGGAAAUAGACGAGAUCAGUGAUGGAGGGAAAACCUUUGGAGACUCUGAGAUGAAGCUUCUCUGUGAGGUCCUGAAGAGUCCAGUCUGUAAAGUAAAGAAGCUGAGACUAGUGGGCUGUAGUCUCUCAGAGACUGAAUGCGAGGCUGUGGCCUCAGCUCUGAAGUCCAACCCCUCCCUGACUGACCUGGAAAUAGACGAGAUCAGUGAUGGAGGGAAAACCUUUGGAGACUCUGAGAUGAAGCUUCUCUGUGAGGUCCUGAAGAGUACAGUCUGUAAAGUAAAGAAGCUGAGAUUGUGGGGCUGCAGUUUGUCAGAGAUCAGCUGUGAUUAUCUGGUAUCAGUGCUGAAGUCCAACCCGUCCCAUCUGACACAACUGGACCUGAGCUCCAACGACCUGAAAGAUUCUGGAGUGAAGGAGCUCUGUGGUUUCCUCCAGAAUCCCCUCUGCAAACUACAGAUAUUGAGCUUGGAGAGCUGCAGGUUGUCAAAGAUCAGCUGUGACAAUCUGGUAUCGGCUCUGAAGUCCAACCCGUCCCAUCUGACAGAACUGGACCUAAGAGGAAACAACCUGAAGGAGUCAGAUGUUCAGCAGCUGGAGGAUCUUGUAAAGAGUCCAGAUUACAAACUGAAAUCUCUGAAGUGGAGGUGAUGAUCUUUGUAGAGGAGAGAAGCUGAGCUGUCCUGAUGAUCCAGAGGUUGAAGCUGCAGCAGUUUGAGUUUAAAGAGACUCUGACUGGAUCCUGAUGAACUCUGAGUUUAGAGAUGUUGAUCCUGUUUAUCUGAUCAUGUCUGUCAUUUAGUGUCUGAUAUUGUUUGUAGUAGUUUAGUUUAAUCGAUCUUCAACACAAAAUAUUAUAGUCAACCAGUCAACAGUCAAGCAAUUUAUAGGUAAAAUUG
Messenger RNA from Fundulus heteroclitus (mummichog), 3536 nucleotides. Its product is annotated as NLR family CARD domain-containing protein 3-like. The coding region runs from base 4 to 3288 and encodes 1094 amino acids. The record is from RefSeq and is a predicted model, not a curated record. Lineage: Eukaryota; Metazoa; Chordata; Actinopteri; Cyprinodontiformes; Fundulidae. Gene Ontology annotation, molecular function: protein binding. The transcript is spliced from 11 exons.